Labeo rohita (rohu) is the source of this 1976-nucleotide messenger RNA. RefSeq names its product charged multivesicular body protein 2Bb (gene chmp2bb). The record is from RefSeq and is a predicted model, not a curated record. The coding region runs from base 135 to 779 and encodes 214 amino acids. Gene Ontology annotation, cellular component: multivesicular body; ESCRT III complex. The transcript has 6 exons. NCBI's taxonomy places the organism in Eukaryota, Metazoa, Chordata, Actinopteri, Cypriniformes, Cyprinidae. Gene Ontology annotation, biological process: endosome transport via multivesicular body sorting pathway; late endosome to vacuole transport; protein transport.
CGCAAGUUGACCGCCUACUUGCCAAGAACCAGGAAAUAGUCAUGAUAUUUUGAUAGCCGACUGGCUCUUGAUUUAAGUCAUUGUGACAUACUUACUUUAUAUUACUUUCGUGGUCGACGGAGUUUGUAGCAGUUAUGGCGUCGUUAUUCAAGAAAAAGACGGUAGAUGAUGUUAUUAAAGAACAGAACAAAGAGUUGCGGGGAACGCAGAGACAGAUUACAAGGGACCGGACAGCACUGGAAAGACAGGAAAAACAGCUGGAGAUGGAAAUUAAGAAAAUGGCAAAGACAGGGAACAGAGAUGCCUGUAAAGUUUUAGCCAAGCAGCUUGUUCAAGUGAGGAAACAGAAGACACGUACAUAUGCAGUCAGCUCUAAAGUCACCUCCAUGUCCACACAAACCAAGCUAAUGAACUCCCAGAUGAAGAUGGCUGGUGCCAUGGCCACAACUACCAAAACAAUGCAAGCUGUCAACAAAAAGAUGGAUCCGCAGAAGACAAUGCAGACCCUGCAGAACUUCCAGAAAGAGACAGCAAAGAUGGACAUGACAGAAGAGAUGAUGAAUGACACACUGGAUGAGAUCUUUGAGGAUUCUGGUGAUGAGGAAGAAUCUCAGGACAUUGUGAAUCAGGUGUUGGAUGAAAUUGGAAUUGAGAUCUCAGGAAAGAUGGCUCAUGCCCCUUCAGCUGGCCGAAAGCAACCAAGCGCCGCUAAAGCCAAAGCAGAUGGGAUAUCAGAUGAGGAGAUUGAGAGACAGCUCAAAGCUCUUGGAGUGGACUAGUGCUCAUACACACACAUGCACACAAUCACCUGAUUACUGCCUGGCAACAGGAGGUGACAGCAACAAACAAACACACAUUAGAAUACAUUCAUACCCAAUAAAAACACUUAGAAACAGAUGCUGAUAAAUGGACAGUCCAAAAGCUUACAUUCACAGUCACGGACCUGCCUACUCUGGGAUAACGUGCCACAGAUGGCAAAUGCAAUUUUUUUUAUUUUUAUUAUUUAUUUAUGACUAUGAGAGAUGACUAUCGAGGUUGAUUAACACUCUUUCAGGAUUCAUCUGGCAUUAGAAGGAUGAAAAUAACAAUAAAAAGUUUGAAUACAAAUGGUGUAAAUGAAUACAAUGCCUUCCAGACUAAGGCAGAUGCAUUCCCAUGAAAUCUACAACUGCAGUCUCUUUGAUCGACAACUCAGAAAAUCACGUUGGUGUAAACAAGUUUGACAGGAGAACUCUACCUCUGUAAACAUAAGACUAAGUCUUUAGUCUUGCCGCGUUUUGUCUUGUCCUUGCGGUACCUUGCUGUUCUCCCGGCGCAUGACAAAACACUUGUGUGAGUCACACUCUAGUUUCCUGUUCUCACCUUCCCUUCGUUUAUGAAUAGGAAAUGACUUGGUUUGUCUUCGAGGUUCAUUUUGGAUAUUUUGAGCACGCAUAUUUUAUUCAGCUGCUUUUCAGAGGGCGAUGCCAAAUCGUAAGAAGUGUGUUCUGGUUGAGCACAUUAUUUAUCCUCCUGGUUUGUCUGAAGAUGGUUGCUCUCCUUCAUUUCUCAUGUGCCUGAGGUAUCAGGUUGAUGGUGUGUGUGUGGUUUUCUUUUGAGCCUGUGUAAGUGCAUUGAUCAAGUCAGUUAUUCUGACUUUAGAGAUACUCCUGUUACUCGUCAUUUUAACAAGUCGGGGUUUGACGAAAGUAAGGGUUGUUUUUUUGAGCAGCACGUGACAGCGGCAUACUGAGCUUGAUCUUUGGAAUUAUCUACAGAAGUUGUAUUUAGGCUGACCUUGGUUAUGCACUGCAACAUAUUGUAAGGAUGUAAAUAGUAUAGGCAUGGAAAGUUGAUUUGUUUAUUGCUUAAUCCACAGUGAGAGUUUUGGAAUAUGGGUGAUGAUUUUUCUUUUUUAGAAUUGUUCACUGACAGCUAUUGUUCAGAUAUAAGGGGAUUGUAUACCCCGUUAACCAUAAAUAAAGUUUUUAAUGAUA